This is a messenger RNA of Pecten maximus, 1642 nucleotides long. RefSeq names its product oxidoreductase HTATIP2-like. Gene Ontology annotation, cellular component: cytoplasm. NCBI's taxonomy places the organism in Eukaryota, Metazoa, Mollusca, Bivalvia, Pectinida, Pectinidae. Gene Ontology annotation, biological process: import into nucleus. The transcript has 6 exons. The record is from RefSeq and is a predicted model, not a curated record. Bases 210 to 929 code for a protein of 239 amino acids.
UCACUCAGUAGCGCGUGCCACGCAGAUUGUACAAUGCUCACGGGGUGAAUAAGUAGGAUGUACAUGUGUGUAUUAGCCAUCGACGAAACUAUCCGUAAUAUCCGGCACGGCUACCCAGUGUUAUAGGGUAAUCAGUCAGAGGUGAACGGAUAGGUUAGUAAAAGUAAUGUGGGAUAUAUAUUGAAUCCGAUCAGCUAAAUUUGUGAAGAAUGUCGGAGGGGUUUGAGGACAAGGUUAAACACUACAGAGACAUGGGGAAGUCGGCCUUCGUCAUUGGAUAUACGGGAGAGUGUGGGAAGGAGCUAGUCAAAGCCUUGUCUAAAAAUAGAAUAUUUAACAAAGUUGUCCUCAUUGGUCGUCGGAAAGUGGAUCUGAACCCUGACCCCGGACCAGAGUUUGAGCAGAGAGUCGUUGAUUACGACAAGCUGGAAGAAUAUUCAGAGGCGUUCCAGGGAUCACAAGUUGGUUACUGUUGUUUGGGAACUACGAAAGGAAAAGCAGGGAAGGAAGGAUUCAUCAAAGUCGAUCGGGAUUAUGUACUGAAAAGUGCAGAGAUUGCCAAAUCUAAUGGCUGUCAACAUUUCAGUGUGGUGACGGCUUCUACUGCGGAUAAAAACAGCAUGUUUCUCUACGUGAAAACAAAGGGAGAAGUAGAAGAUUCCCUGAAGAAGAUGUCGUUUGACAAGUUAUCUAUAUUUAAACCCGCGCUCCUGUUGUGUGAUCGCCCAGAACGUCGCCUAGGAGAGCGGAUGUUCCAGACCCUCAUGAAGCCAUGGAUUUGUAUGUUCCCCACAAAAGGAUCCGUGCCAACGUCUUACGUAGGGAGAGCAAUGGUCGUGGACACAGUGACACCUGGUGACGAGAAACUCAGAGUCCACAACAAUGAACAGAUACAUGGCUUGGUCAGGCAGGACGAGAACAAGAAAUAAGAUCGCGACUAAACGUCACAAAAUGACGUCAUAUUUCAAUGUACGAUUUUAAUUGGGUCUCUGUAUAUACAUGGAUUAUCAAAAAGCUUUCGAUAUCGUUCCUCAUAGGCGCCUAGGAAGCAAGUAACCUGCAUACGGAGUCCACAACAACGAACAGAUACAUAGCUUGGUCAGGCAGGACGAGAACAAGAAAUGAGAUCAUGAAUAAACAUCACAACAUUACGUCAUAUUUUAUUCAACUUCAAAAUUAUGACAUCAUGGUUAUUUUUAAAUUAUGACGUCAUAUUUUUUAAUGAAAGAGAUGUAGGCACUAUAACUUUAUGGUACCAGUGUUUUAUUGGUAGCAAUACAGAUUACAUAUCACUUACGUAUGUCCUGUCCGGUGGCGCAAUUUCAACACACACGCCUUUCACUGAGCAACACGGAUUUUAUUUCUCAAUCAGAUGUGAAAAAAUUUGAGGUCGCCUGCCCAACCAAGUGGGAUUCUCCGGGUACCGUUUUUCUCCAACAGAAGGUGAAAUAAAAAUUAUUGUUCAUAAUUAAAUCAAGAAUGAUAUGUUUUUUACAUAGUGUAUUCGUAUUUAUAGAAUAGGACCAUGCGUCCCAGCAGGGUUAGAGUCUUCUGCGUCAUAGACGGAACCCCUGGUGAAAAUCUAGAACAACUCCGGGCUAAGUCACAUACUCCUAAAUAAAGAUUGUAGUUAUUCUACUGA